Cucurbita moschata (crookneck pumpkin) is the source of this 3135-nucleotide messenger RNA. Its product is annotated as elastin-like. The transcript is spliced from 2 exons. The coding region runs from base 1 to 3135 and encodes 1044 amino acids. The record is from RefSeq and is a predicted model, not a curated record. Lineage: Eukaryota; Viridiplantae; Streptophyta; Magnoliopsida; Cucurbitales; Cucurbitaceae.
AUGGUGAAAGAUGGGGCAUCUGACGGUGCCGGCACCGGCGAGUCCUCAUCCGAUGGUUCCACCGGUGCUGGUGGCCCUGUCGGAGCACUACUUGGCGGCACUUCUGGUGCGGUUGGAGCGGGCACCGGUGCUCCUGUAUCGGGAGCUCGUGAUGGCACUCUGCUACCUGGAAAUGGCGUAGGCGCUCCAGUACCUGGAGCUCGCGAUGGCGCUCUACUACCAGGAAAUGGCGUAGGCGCUCCAGUACCGGGAGCUCGCGAUGGCGCUCUACUACCUGGAAAUGGCGUUGGUGCUCCAGUACCGGGAGCUCGCGAUGGCGCUCUACUGCCUGGAAAUGGCGUUGGCGCUCCAGUACCGGGAGCUCGCGAUGGCGCUCUACUACCAGGAAAUGGCGUUGGCGCUCCAGUACCGGGAGCUCGCGAUGGCGCUCUACUACCAGGGAAUGGCGUUGGCGCUGAAGCACCGGGAGCUCGCGAUGGCGCUCUAUUACCUGGAAAUAGCGUUGGUGCUGCAGCACCUAGGGCUCGCGAUGGUGCUUUACUACCUGGAAAUGGAGUUGGUGCUGCGGCACCGGGGGCUCGCGAUGGCGCUUUACUACCUGCAAAUGUCGUUGGUGCUGCGACACCGGGGGCUCGCGAUGGCACUUUACUACCUGCAAAUGUCGUUGGUGCUGCAGCACCGGGGGCUCGCGAUGGCGCUUUACUACCUGGAGUUGUCGUUGGCGCUACAGCACCGGGAGCUCGCGAUGGCGCUGUACUACCUGAAAAUGUAGUUGGUGCUGCGGCUCGGGGAGCUUGCGAUGGCGCUUUACUACCUGUAAAUGGCAUUGGCGCUUCAGCACCGGGGGCUCGCGAUGGCGCUUUACUAUCUGGAGUUGUCGUUGGCGCUCGUGAUGGCGCUGUACUACCUGAAAAUGUAAUUGGUGCUGCAGCACGGGGAGAUUGCGAUGGCGCUUUACUACCUGCAAAUGGCAUUGGCGCUUCAGCACCGGGGGCUCUCGAUGGCGCUUUACUAUCUGGAGUUCUCGUUGGUGCUACAGCACCGGGAGCUCGUGAUGGCACUGUACUACCUGAAAAUGUAGUUGGUGCUGCGGCACGGGGAGCUUGCGAUGGCGCUUUACUACCUGGAAAUGGCAUUAGCGCUGCUGCACCGGGAGCUCGCGAUGGCGCUUUACUAUCUGGAGUUGUUGUUGGCGCUACAGCACUGGGAGCUCGCGAUGGCGCUUUACUAUCUGGAGUUGUUGUUGGUGCUUGUGAUGGCGCUAUACUACCUGAAAAUGUAGUUGGUGCUGCGGCACGGGGAGCUUGCGAUGGCGCUUUACUACCUGGAAAUGGCAUUAGCGCUGCUGCACUGGGAGCUCGCGAUGGUGCUUUACUAUCUGGAGUUGUCGUUGGCGCUACAGCACCGGGAGCUCGUGAUGGCGCUGUACUACCUGAAAAUGUAGUUGGUGCUGCGGCACGGGGAGCUUGCGAUGGCACUUUACUACCUGCAAAUGGCAUUGGCGCUUCAGCACCAGGGGCUCGCAAUGGCGCUUUACUAUCUGGAGUUGUCGUUGGAGCUACAGUACCGGGAGCUCGUGAUGGUGCUGUACUACCUGAAAAUGUAGUUGGUGCUGCGGCACGGGGAGCUUGCGAUGGCACUUUACUACCUGCAAAUGGCAUUGGCGCUUUAGCACUGGGGGCUCGCAAUGGCGCUUUACUAUCUGGAGUUGUCGUUGGCGCUACAGCACUGGGAGCACGUGAUGGUGCUGUACUACCUGAAAAUGUAGUUGGUGCUGCAGCACGGGGAGCUUGUGAUGGUGCUUUACUACCUGGAAAUGGCAUUAACGCUGCUGCACCGGGAGCUCGCGAUGGCGCUUUACUAUCUGGAGUUGUCGUUGGCGCUACUGCACCGGGAGCUCGCGAUGGCGUUGUACUACCUGAAAAUGUAGUAGGUGCUGCAGCACGGGGAGCUUGCGAUGGCGCUUUACUACCUGGAAAUGGCAUUAGCGCUGCUGCAUCAGGAGCUCGCGAUGGCGCUUUACUACUUGGAGUUGUUGUUGACGCUGCAGCACCGGGAGCUCGCGAUGGGGCUUUACUACCUGGAGUUGUUGUUGGCGCUGCGGCAACUGGAGCUCGCGAUGAGGCUUUAGUACCUGGAAUUGUCGUUGGCCCUGCUGCAACGGGAGCUCGCGAUGGCGCUUUACUACCUGGAACUAUCCUUGGCGCUGCAGCAAUGGGAGCUCGUGAAGGCGCUUUACUACCUGGAAUUGUCAUUGGCGCUGCGGCAACCGGAGCUCGUGAUGAGGCUCUACUACCUGGAAUUGUCGUUGGUGCUGCAGCACGGGGAGCUCGCGAUGGGGCUUUACUACCUGGAGCCGUCGUUGGCGCUGCAGCAACGGGAGCUCGCGAUGGGGCUUUACUGCCGGGAGUUGUCGUUGGCGCUGUAGCAACGGGAGCUUGCGAUGGCGUUUUACUGCCGGGAGUUGUCGUUGGCGCUGUGGCACCGGGAGCUCGCGAAGGUGCUUUACUACCUGUAAUUGUCGUUGGUGCUGCGGCAACUGGAGCUCGCGAUGGUGCUUUACUACCUCGAAUUGUCGUUGGCGCUGCAGCACCAGGAGCUCGCAAAGGCGCUUUACUACCUGAAAUGGUCAUUGGCGCUGCGGCAACCGGAGCUCGCGAUGGCGCUUUACUACCUGAAAUGGUCAUUGGCGCUGCGGCAACUGGAGCUCGCGAUGGCGCUUUACUACCUGGAAUUGUCGUUGGCGCCGCAGCAACCGGAGCUCGUGAUGGCACUUUACUACCUGGAACUGUCCUUGGCGCUGCAGCAACAGGAGCUCGUGAGGGCGCUUUACUACCUGGAACUGUCCUUGGCGCUGCAGCAACAGGAGCUCGCGAAGGCGCUUUACUACCUGGAACUGUCCUUGGCGCUGUAGCACCAGGAGCUCGCGAAGGCGCUUUACUACCAGUCAUUGUCGUUGGCGCUGCAGCAACCGGAGCUUGCGAUGGCGCUUUAAUACCUGGAGUUGUUGUCGCUCCAGCACCGGGAGCUCGCGAAGGCGCUUUACUACCUGGUAUUGUCGUUGGCGCCGCAGCAACCGGAGCUCGCGAUGGCGAUUUACUACCUGGAACUGUCCUUGGCGCUUCAGCAACAUGA